AUGCAGAGCGUCAAACAGCUCUCACGAAACACAACGGGAGCACUGCAGCUGCUUCAACGAAGCUCGAAAUCGCUGAACCUUCUCGCUUCCAACGGGCUUCGUGCAUUCUGUCAGGCUCCUGGAGAAAGGCUUUUAGAAAAAGAACAAAAAGGCCUUGAUCUCUUGCAAGCAGUGAAAGGGAGAGCACGAAUAAGAUGGACACCACCGACGGGACUAACCUUUCCUGUAGAGCUGGCAUCUACAGCAGAGGGGCGCCCUAUCAAUACAGGAGCGUCGUUGGGCAGGCCCUCAAAGCUCCCUUUUAUAGUUUAUCGAACUGAAAAGGGCAACAAUAUUCCAGUUUAUAGAGACUUUCGUGGUCAUAACAAAGUGUACACAGUACUGAAGCGAGUACGUGGGCGCGUGGAUCUCCUAGCUGUUGACAUGGAACGCGUAUGCGGUGGUCGGAAAGUGACCGUCCGCCCGGGACCAAGGCUCGUGGUCGAGGGCGACUUUCUCUUCCCUGUUCGCGAGUGGGUGCGUGCACUUGGAUUUUAG
Messenger RNA from Cyanidioschyzon merolae strain 10D, 537 nucleotides. RefSeq lists its product as hypothetical. Gene Ontology annotation, cellular component: ribosome. Gene Ontology annotation, biological process: translation. The record is from RefSeq and is a predicted model, not a curated record. Gene Ontology annotation, molecular function: structural constituent of ribosome. NCBI's taxonomy places the organism in Eukaryota, Rhodophyta, Bangiophyceae, Cyanidiales, Cyanidiaceae. The coding region runs from base 1 to 537 and encodes 178 amino acids. The transcript has a single exon.